CAAGGCCAAGGGCAUGGUUGGUCUUCUACGAAGCUUACCUUCCACAUAGAGCAGCAGCAGCUGCUGCUUCUAGCUUUGUUUGGUCACUAAUGGCAACAUUGGCAUUGCAUGCAGCAGCUUCUAUGUUCUCAAUCUUUUCUUCUUCCAGGUUUCUUUCGUCCCCGAGACCUUCAGCGUUCAAUAAAUUUGAAAUUUCCCUUUCUGCUCCUGGCUUUUCUCCCAACUUCCACUCUUCCUCUCUUCCGCUUCUUUCGAAUGUUUCCACCAGAAAAUUCGGUUUCCAACUAUACUCUACGGUUCAGGAGGUCGCAGUAGAAGAAAAACCAGAGGAAACCCAAGACGAACACAGGAAAAAGCUCUUCGUUCUGAACCUGCCAUGGCGUUUCUCUGUUGCUGAUAUUAAGAACCUCUUUGGUGAAUGUGGGACUGUGAAUGAUGUCGAGGUUAUUAAGCAAAAGGAUGGGAGAAACAGAGGAUUUGCCUUUGUCACAAUGUCCUCCGGAGAAGAGGCUCGUGCUGUUGUGGACAAAUUCGAUUCAUAUGAGUUGUCGGGAAGAAUUAUCAGGGUGGAAUUUGCCAAGAGAUUGAACAAACCUUCUCGUCCUCGCCCUGAAGGUGCCCCUGUUGGAGAGACGCGCCAUAAAAUUUAUGUGUCCAAUCUUGCAUGGAAAGUGAGAUCCAGCCAUCUGAGAGAAUUCUUUUCUGCUGGUUUCACCCCAGUUUCAGCUAGGGUGGUCUUCGACAGCCCAUCAGGUAGAUCUGCUGGAUAUGGAUUUGUUUCUUUUGCGACAAGGGAGGAAGCAGAAUCUGCUAUUUCUUCUUUGGAUGGAAAGGAAUUAUUGGGGAGACCUCUCCGUUUGAAAUUUAGUCAAAAGAAUGUUGAUGAAUCUGGAAGGAAACAGGAAGAGGCAGAUGCUGCUGAAGAACAACCGGAAGAGUCAUAGAUGGAAAGACAUGGUCAUUAUCAUGUUGUUUGCGGGUUUUAACAGUAAGAGGGUGAAUGCAGCAGAGAAUUUUUUGUUUUUCUUACCUCAUCCAUGUAGAGUACUUAUUGGAGACAUUCUACAUGUCUGUACAUUUUCUCUGUUACUUUUUUGUCUUCAUUCUCUGCAUGUACUGUAGAUUAGAAAUUACCAUUUCUGAAAAAAUAUCUUUCAUACAAUUGUUACAUUUUAAGAGUACAUUCAAUUUCAUAAAGAUGAAUAUACUUGUCACUUUGUAUCAAA
Molecule: messenger RNA, 1226 nt
Organism: Nelumbo nucifera (sacred lotus)
Lineage: Eukaryota; Viridiplantae; Streptophyta; Magnoliopsida; Proteales; Nelumbonaceae
Product: RNA-binding (RRM/RBD/RNP motifs) family protein
Biological process (GO): chloroplast rRNA processing
Cellular component (GO): chloroplast thylakoid membrane
Molecular function (GO): mRNA binding
Source: RefSeq, a predicted model, not a curated record